Arachis duranensis is the source of this 1059-nucleotide messenger RNA. RefSeq lists its product as uncharacterized. The transcript has a single exon. Bases 1 to 1059 code for a protein of 352 amino acids. Lineage: Eukaryota; Viridiplantae; Streptophyta; Magnoliopsida; Fabales; Fabaceae. The record is from RefSeq and is a predicted model, not a curated record.
AUGGAUUUGCACAGUAGUAUAUUAGAGAAGGCUGGAAAGUGUGGUAAAAAACGCGUGAAGCAAUUAUUUUUUCGUAUUCUGAUAUCAUUGAAGCCCGGUUAUGUUAAGUUUGGGAAGUAUGCGAUGUUGGGUGAUGACGACAUGCGAGUUAUAUUUCAUAGUCAAACAAGAUUUCCCGACUUAGGGGCGCUGGAGUUGUUUGUCAGAUUGGUUGACGUGGAGGGCAGCAGCGGGGGAACUGGUCCGAAUCUGCCCACUGGCGUCUUAGAAGGAACUUCCACCGCCGUUCCAACAGGGAAACCGGUGACUCCACUUGUUUUGUCCCCAUCUUUUGCUGCUGAUUUGCCUGUCUCGGGUGAUGACUUGGGUGAUGGGCGUAGCUUCGGCCAGCUUGCAGCUGCGAUGGGAUCUGAACCUGUAGUUGAUGGUGCACCCGCAUUCAUGGAGGUAAGAGAGAGAGAUCCGUUUGCGGAGGCUAUAGGUGAUGAUGGGUCAGAUUCGGAGCCACCAAUUAUUGGUGACGAGAGCGACGGCGAAGAGGACACCGCAGUUACCGUGGGAGCUCAAACCCAUGGUAGCAGUGGUACGCAGCAGUACCCUCGACACUUUACCACAUUGGACCUUGAAGCAAUGAACCAGGCCGCAAAUGUAGAUCAGCAUCACCCGGUGAUUCACGGAGAAAGGCCUAGUGUGAUUGGCACGGACGAGUUUGAGGUCGGGCAACGGUUUGAAACAAAAGAGGAAGCUGUACUGACAAUCAAGAGUUAUAAUAUUCGGCAAGGUGUAGAGUAUAAAGUGUUUGAGUCAGACCAGUUGAAGUAUCAUGGGAAGUGUGUCCAGUUCGGGAAUGGUUGUAAUUGGCUGAUCCGUGUCACUAUGAGACAGAGGAAAGGCUACUGGGAGGUUAGAAAGUACAAUGGACCACACACGUGUCUAGCAACAGAGAUAUCAAUGGACUACUUGGAUCACCUCAAGACUGCUGUAUGGCAUCCAAAUGAACUGCAACAUGGAAAUCAGUCAACAUCCCCAACCGACUAUAUGAAAACAGAAAUGCAGUGA